This is a messenger RNA of Raphanus sativus (radish), 1878 nucleotides long. RefSeq names its product jacalin-related lectin 44-like. The record is from RefSeq and is a predicted model, not a curated record. Lineage: Eukaryota; Viridiplantae; Streptophyta; Magnoliopsida; Brassicales; Brassicaceae. Gene Ontology annotation, molecular function: carbohydrate binding.
AUCAGUUCGAGAUGACCCAAAGGUUGGAUGCAAAAGGGAUCUUCGUUGACAUCGGCAAGUGGGAUGAUGGAUCCGACCAUGAUGGUAUAUCAAAGAUAUAUAUAGGAUGUGGAAUUAAAGGCGUACGUUGUAUUUAUUUCGACUACGUCAAGAGUGGAAAAUCAAUAGAAGGAUCAUGCCAUGGUACGCAGGUUCCUAUGGUUGAGAUUAACCUUCUAGAAAAUGAACAUCUUGAAUCUGUAAGUGGUACUUACUACGAGACUGAAGGUAUUUAUUCACUUGAAUUCAAAAGUAACUUGAAGACUAUUGGACCUAUAAUGCCUAUGCCUAUGCGAAAUGAAAGUGUACCGGAGGGAUCUAAGGCUUUUACACUAGCAGUCAAAGGGAAGAAGAUCACUGGGUUUCACGGUUCUAAAACUUAUCCGGUCAACUCUCUUGGAGCAUAUUUCAAUUGGAUAACUCCAACUAGAGUGGAAGCAAAGGGCGGAAAGGGAGGCAAAGCGUGGGAUGAUGGAUAUGAGCAUGAAGAUGUAUCAACGAUUAAUGUGCGAGGUGGUUAUGGAGGCAUACAAUCCAUCCAGUUUAACUAUGUAAGGAAUGGAGUUGUGAAAAGAGGGCCACUCCGUGGUAUCUCUAGUGGAGGUUACCCAGUGACGUAUGAGAUUAACUAUCUCAACGAUGAAUAUUUAGUGUCUCUUGAGGGUUACUAUGAUGAGGGUUCAAGAGUCAUUCAAGGGAUUCAGUUCAGAACUAACACGAGGACAUUUGAGAUGAUGGGAUAUGCCAAGGGUACUGGUAGGAAGUUUACACUUGCAGCCAAUGGAAAUAAGAUAACUGGGUUUCAUGGAUAUGCAGACAAGAGGGCGCUUAUCUCUAUUGGAGCAUAUUUCACGACGACUCCUUGUAAACUGGAAGGCGUUAGUGAUCCUAAAGAGGGAUUAAGUUGGGAUGAUGGUGCUGCUUAUGAUGGCAUAAGAUAGGUGAUCGUUGAUGCAUUUGCUACUUAUGUACAUUGUAUCAGGUUCGAGUACGAGAACAGAGGCAAAGUAAUUAAGACUAAUCUCCGGGGAAACGUUGGAAGAGAAGAAGAGUUUGUGAUUGAUUAUCCAAAUGAAUUUAUCACGUCUGUGGAGGUGUCAAUAGAAAGAGGCUUGAUAACGUCUUUGACAAUCAAAACAUCAAAAGGGAGAACAUCUCCGACAUUUGGAGAUGUGAGUUCUGGAACCAGAUUCGUGCUGGAGAAACCAGGGAAUAUCCUUGUUGGGUUCCAUGGAAAGGCAGGUUCUGGUCUUCGUGGUCUUGGAGCAUACUAUCGCCCGUUGCCUCCUCCUCCUGAUACGGAGAAACUAGAAGAAGAAGGUGGCGAUGGAGGAGACUACUGGGACGACGGUGGUUCUUUCAACUGUAUUGGAAAGAUAUACAUUGGACUAACCGAAAACGCUAUAGCUUUUGUCAAGUUUAUGUAUGUCCAAAACGAUGGUCGUAUAGUCUUCGGUGAUGAUCAUGGGAGCAAGACCCUAUCUGAUAUCCAAGAGUUCACAAUAGGUGAUCCUGCGGAAUAUCUCACAUCAGUGGAGGGUGAGUAUGAUGAUAAAUCUGGAGUUAUAACCAUGCUUAGGUUCAUUACCAACAACAACUCCAGGGUUUUUGGAUUCAGUUCAACAUCAAGCUUCACACUCCAUAAGAGUGGACACCAGAUCGUUGGGUUCCAUGGGAGAUCCAGUAACAUGCUUCAUCAACUCGGGGUCCAUGUUCUUCCCAUCAACUCUAAUUAAGUUCUUUAAUGAUCUCUUUACCUCUUGCACUACUCGGCUUAGUGUAUACAAUGUUGUUUUGUGUGUCUUCCAACAAUCCUCAUUUAAUAAGACAACUUUUUCU